Molecule: messenger RNA, 393 nt
Organism: Blastocystis hominis
Lineage: Eukaryota; Bigyra; Opalinata; Blastocystidae
Exons: 3
Coding region: 1-393 (130 amino acids)
Source: RefSeq, a predicted model, not a curated record
AUGAUAGGUCCGAUCGAGGACGAAGCUUCCAUGCUUAACAUUAAUAAUGUUGUUGCAGCAAUCGAUGCAGUGAAACGCCCAAUCCCCACAUUCAAAUACCUCAAAUCAGAGUUAGAACGAAACGGCUUGCGUCCUCAACUCGCUGAUUGGCUGAGCACCAGCGUAAAAAGGGGUCCCGACCGUUCUUACGAGUUCGUUUUCACCACGCAGAUCAUCCGCGAGUUGCUGAAAACGUACCGAGAAGCAGACUAUUGGGAUGUGUUUGGUAAUCCCCCAGAUGGCUGCCACAUUCGUCUCGUUCGAGCGGAGAAAAAUCCAUUGUGGACGGAGGAUUUGGUGGAGAGAAUCGAAAUCCUGAGUGCAGAUCGUCCUGAAUCGAUCAGGACUUCAUGA